AUGCACUCAGGUGGAGGAGAAAAUGGGAAGAAGGCACUGGAGCGGGUGGAUCUUGUUGUUAGAGUAGUCUCACACAUGAAGAAAACCCUUGAAUCGCGACUCGCUCCGUCGCUCGUCACCAUUUUCGUCCCUCCCCACGUCCGCGCCUUCUUCCCGGGCUUCCACGGCACCCAGCUCCUCCCCGCCUCCGACGGCUCCGGCCCGCACCCGCACCUCAUCCUCGACGACCUCGCCGCCGGCCUCCGCCGCCCGUCCCUCAUCGACAUCAAGAUUAGCGCGCGUACCUGGUACCCCUCCGCCCCCGACGACUACGUCCGCAAAUGCCUCAAGAAGGACCGCGACACCACCAGCCUCGCCCUCGGCUUCUGCAUCUCCGGCGUGCGGAUCCACCAGGGCGGCAACGCCGGCUUCUGGCGGCCCGAUCGCGAGGCCGUCCGGCGGUUCACCGCGGAGGACGUCAAGCGAGCGCUCCGGCAGUUCGUGUCCUCGAAUCCGGCGUCGGAUCCGGGCCCGCCGGACUGCGCCUUCGCCUCCGCUGUGUACGGCCGGUCGGACGGGGUUCUGGCGCAGCUGCUGGAGCUCAAGGCGUGGUUCGAGGACCAGAUGCUGUUCCACUUCUACUCGGUGUCGGUGCUGGUGAUGUACGCGAGGGAGGAGGUCGAGGCCAGGAGGGCCGGCGGCGGGGUUAGGGUUAAGCUCGUGGAUUUCGCUCAUGUGAUGGAGGGGAAUGGGGUUAUCGACCACAAUUUCUUGGGGGGGCUCUGCUCGCUGAUCAAGUUCAUCUCGGAGAUCCUCACCGACCCGGAUGAGUGCUUGGCCGAACCCAACAAGACGCACUUGAGCUUCGAGAAUGGGAGCUGA
Phoenix dactylifera (date palm) is the source of this 861-nucleotide messenger RNA. The record is from RefSeq and is a predicted model, not a curated record. NCBI's taxonomy places the organism in Eukaryota, Viridiplantae, Streptophyta, Magnoliopsida, Arecales, Arecaceae.